UCCUGGAGAAAAUGGUUUUCAAUCGAUCCAGAAAAUGCACUUUGUUGAGUUAAAGUGGAAGUCAGACGAAUUGCGAAAGGUACUGCGAGCUUAAACAGGGAAAAGUGAGCCGUAUAAGGUGUACUGCAUCGAAGGGCAUCCUUUAAAAGUCAUCUGGUCGGAUGCCACGGACGCAAAGGAAUGAACUCCACUGAAGGAAAGUCGCUAAUAAAAAUUACGCUAUCGAGGAAACGUCGAAAUUGGCAAUUAGGCGUUAUUGCAGGGGAAAAACGGAAGUUUUCAAGUGAAUGAGAUGUCCGCGUGAUUUCGUGUGACAGCGAAGAGAGCUCAACUUUAUCUCCGCCAUAAAUUUUCUUUACUGCGUCACUUUAGAUCCCGCAAACGCAGCAGGUGUUUACGGGCCAAAGUUUACGAUUAAAGCGUCCGCAGGAUUUCUACAAUUGUACUACCGCGACUUUCUCGAUUUUUCUAUCCAAAUUCCCUUCUCUCAAACGUGCAUAUAAUAAAAUUUAACAGUAAAUUAAAAUAAUCUGUAAAAUUUUUAAUUCUUGUAAUGUUUUUCGUAAAGGUAUUUUCAACUUAAAUAUUUUCCUGAAACUUAUCUUCAAAAAGACUCGAAAUGUUACAUGAACGAAAAUUGCUUUUACAGACUCAAUGUUGUCCUAACCCGAUGUUGAAUAAAUUUUAUGCAACGUACGAUAUUGAAUUUUUAUUACUAUAUUAUAGCAUACAGUUCGUAUAUGACGAUAAACAAAAUUUAUUUAUGUUUACAAAUAAUGAGAGUAAAUAUCUUUGGAUCUCUAUAGAUCGAGUUUCACACAGUGAUAUGAUACGAAUAUAUAGAUGUCAUAUGGACGAGAUCUUCGCGCUGGCGCAAAACUCCCACCAUAGAUGUCUUCGGCACGCGCUACGUUCGAGGGGCGAUUCAACAUUUCCACGCCAAAUCGAGUUCGGCUUUUUCCCCGGCACGAUGUAACGUUCCGAUCUCGCGAUAUAGUGGAAGGAGAAGAAAACACGAAGACACUGUGCAUAAUCGUAAAUACAAUAUGUAAAAAAAUUUUUGAUUUUGGUUGAAGUUGAUGAUCGUCAAACUCAUAUUGAUGGUUAUAAAACGCAAAGUUGUAAAAUUACGCAAAAAUAGUGAAGGAUUAAUUUUAUUGUAGACAGAGUGACGCGAAAUAAAAUAUCGUUUAAAUGUCGCGAUAGAUGCGCGGUUAAUCAUUGUAUCGAAUAACCAAUUUCGUUAUGACAAGGACAAUUUCGUAUCCAGGAAAUGGGAGUAUAAAAAUAGAAGCUAAAAAUUGUGUACACAGAAUCCCAUAUAUCAGACGCACGUUCAAGUGAAUGAACACAAGAGAUACACAAGUGGCGUACGGUACGAAACUAUACGAAUGAGAAUACGUACCAUAAGAAUACGAAUACAGAAAAGUGCGUUCUUUCCGUAUCAUGCAUGUCUACAGCUCGACAUCCUGUACAAAACACCUACAAAAGAUAUUUUAUUAAUCGAUUUAGUAUAAAUUAAUGCUGCCAUUAAAGACAUCAUAAACGAGUAAUGAGCAUAAUAGGGUAUCGAAAGACAGUUGAGAACAAUCGGUUAAAAAUCGUCUUCUCGAAGUUUGCGAAAUUGCGAUGCAACAGGUGAGGCCAGACGCGGGUCUGGAUUAAAAUUUAUGAUCGUCGCAUGCAUCAUGCGAUUAAAUGGACUUCGCUCCAGUUUCGUCAAAAUUUAUGCGGACGAGUGUUUUUUUGAUGAUAAAUAGUAGCUUGUAAAACACACUCUCUUGAAAAAUAACUCCUCAGAGUGACCAUCGUCGGUCUAUAAUACAUUCUGAUAAUACAUAAUUGAAUAAAAAUACUCUUCAAUUAACAAGCGUUCACUCUUUGAGUCUAUAAUACAUGAGACAAAAGUAAUCUUGAUAGACAAUUGCCUCUGUAAUUUCUUGUAGGCAAUCUUGUAUAUGUAAAAAUAAGUAAUUGUAAUUGGACGUAGAAAAAAUUCUAUACAGGGUAACAAAAAAAAAGAGCACUUAUUAAUGUUACUUGGCGUUGCGAGAUUAGAUAAAUCCGAAACAGAUUAAAAAUUUGGUGCAACAUUUUACUUUAUUUUACCAAACAGGAAAACGUCUAUUGUGAUAAACAGCAUUGUCCGUUUGUGAUAAAUAACUUUGUUUUCCGAGAGUACGCUUAUCUGCAUUUCUGCGCCGCCAAGUUUAUUCGAUUCCAGUUUGCAAGAUUGUCGUUUCCUCCUCGUCAUUUGAUGCAUAAUGUAGAUAAAGUGUAUUAGAUGGAGCGAUUACUGUUUACUAAGCAAAAUGUAGCAUAUUUUUUUAAUUUCAAAUCGCUCAUCAAUUAUUUACAUUUCAAGUCAUGCUUAUGCGUACACUGCAAUUUGCUGUAAUAAGUAGUCACUAGCUCUAAGCGGCAAUUAUCAUAUAUAAAAAUUAAAUACGUAUAAAAAACUACUGUUUUUAUAAUAGACUGUAAACAAAACUCUAAGCAAAAUCAGUACGGAAUAAUCACAGCUUGAAAAAAUGUGGAAAAUAACUUAAUAAAUUUGCAUGGCAAGUGCAAUUUUCUCUAUGAAAUUCCAAGUUAUUAAUAGAUGGUCCGUGUGUUAUCGAUAUUUAACAGUUUCAAUGGUACUAAAAGCUGCAAUCAGGAAUAUUGCACGCAAUCACAACAGAGGGAUGCUAUUUCCAAUAAUUGGAUAUUACAGGAGCUUAAGUAUACAUGAAGGAACAAUUCGCGAAAAUGUUUGUCAGUAAAAUUUUUUGUGAUAGUUUUGAUAAUAAAACUGACUGAGUUUCGUAAUAUUUGCAAAACAUUCUCUUACUAAAUUUAAUAUUUUCAUAGAAAAUAUCAAUGCAAUUUUAUAAUUCCAUUUUGUUGAUCUUCCGUUAUAAGACAUAACGAAAAAUCAACAUAUUCAAGCACAAAUCAAAACAAUAAAAAAAGAAGUAUUCUUGGAAAAUAUUUUUUAGGUAUUCUGUUUUCAUUUAAAAUGUUAGUUAUUUUAGUUGUAAAUUAUCUCAUUAACAAUAUCGAUAUUAAUACGGAAUAAUAAAGAUAUUUUGUUAGAGAAAUUAAUAAUAUUUAAAACGUUGCAACUUAUUUGAUCUUCAUGACAGAGUUCUCUAACAAAUACUACAAAACUACUAAUAUUACAGAAUGCAAUCGUCUCCUGUUACCUUAAUUAAAUCUAUUACUCUCACUGUCAAAUAUAUUAAAAAGGUGCGAUAUAAUAAUUUGUUUAACUCCUCUUGAACUUGUUUGCUUACAUCAGCAAUUAAAUUAAUUUUAUAUCGCAAAGUAUAAGCCGACUUAUUUAAGUUCCAGCCAAAUCUCAUAAAUUUUAUUAACAAUUUAUAAUUAAAAGAAUUAGAAACAUAUCUGUUCUUUCAAUGUAUAGUGAGAGAGAGAACUUGACUUUAUUGAAACUUUUAAGUCUCCUUCAUUACAAAGUUGGAGAAAUUAAAAACUGCAGAAGUGCUGAAGAAUCUAUCAAAAAUUGUACUAAUUAAAACAAACUUCUUUCGAAUACAUCGUAUUCAUCCACACCAGAUGAGAAUGAAUCUUCGAGACUGCGGAAUUAAAGACCACGCAAUUUAAAGUUACGGGAAUAAAAGAUUCGAUUUGUUAUAAGUGUCAUUUAAUUUAAUACGAGGAUCGUUCGAAGUUUCUCUGAACGCUUCUUGCGUCGCGUUCAAUCUCGAUUUAACAGGAAAUUGCUAUGCGUAUAUGUAUUAUCAAGUGCCUGCGCGCCAAUUUCACAUAAACAUCGUCGUAAUCAGAGAGCGAUCGAUCGGUCGAGGCUGCAUUUUCUCAACGUUUUGUUUCAAGAAAAUAGGUUUUACACUCCAGAUUAUCGUUCACGACUGUCAAUUGACGUCAUUCUCGCGUUUCCCCAUCAUAUUUGCGCCGAGUUCGGUGAUAAUGCGAAUCCAACGCGGAUCGGAUGACAGAUUGAAUUAUGGUCCCGAUGGAGUUCCCCGUUUACGCCUUCCUCGAGUGAAGGAUUAAUUUCCCAAUCGAUAGCAACUCGUUGUCCCAACAAAGAGCUCUAUAUGUUAAUGAAACUAUAACAUUGCGUGUUGCUUCAACAAGGAUCAGUUGCUCUGAAUCGCCUGUUGUUUCAACAAGGAGCUUUGUAUUAUAUCGUUGUUUAAUUUGAAAUCAUUAUUAAUUAAUACGUCGAUACUUCAAGUAACAGAGGUCAACGCGAAAGUAAACAGUUGGCAGGAUUUUCUCGCAAAAAACCAUUCGACUUGAAGAGAGAUAUUGACGCUCCCGGCAAGAUGAAGAUUGAAAUCAGCCAACAGCAUUGAUCAUAAGCCGGAAUUUCAACAACGAAUCACGAGAAUUCUAUCAACGUCAAUUCUAUCCGAAGAAUGCGUCGUAGCUGCAUAUCGCAGAAUAAAUCAUCUCUAUCGCGCUUCACCGACAGCCUCAGCGACGAUCUGGAGUAAUCUUAUGGGCGAAAUUGAACAGCAAAAAUAUAAGCAAAAGAUAUAUUCGUAACGCGAAGAUACCCGCUCGUCCGAGCUGCCGAUUCGAAUUCCGCCACAAAAUCUCAGUCAUUAAUUUUGCUAUUUUCGCAAGGUCGACGCGUAUCCUCGUCAAUCACUAUCUUCUCGUUUUACCAAUACCGUCUUGAGAAACCACAAAAAAAGCAGAAUGUUUUCGAGUAAUACGAUAACGAACAUCACCUGGACCCUUCAGAAUAGGGAUCCCUGGAGACUCCUGAAAGACGGCAAUCUACAGGAAUCUCGUUCCACGGUCGACGGUGUCGUUCACGCAAAUCCGCAAUAUGAGAAUUAUACGAACAUGCUCAGCCCCUUGCUUAGAGAAGAGAGCGCCGUUGAUCGCCGGGACUCCCUAUACAUCGUGCUGCCGAUCACGGUGAUUUACGUCGUGAUCUUCUUCACCGGCUUGAUCGGCAAUAUCUCCACGUGCGUGGUAAUCGCGCGCAACAAGUCCAUGCACACCGCCACCAAUUACUACCUCUUCAGCCUGGCGGUGUCCGACCUUCUUCUACUCGUGUUCGGCCUGCCGCCGGAGAUGUAUUACAUAUGGUCGCACUUUCCGUACAUAUUCGGCGAGGCGUUCUGCAUUAUACAGAGCUUCGCCUCGGAGACCUCGGCGAACGCCACCGUUCUCACCAUCACGGCCUUCACCAUCGAGAGAUACGUGGCGAUUUGCCAUCCCUUCAUCUCGCACACAAUGUCGAAACUCUCCCGGGCGGUGAAGUUCGUGAUAGCGAUUUGGCUGCUGGCCCUCUGCUUCGCCGUGCCACAGGCCAUCCAAUUCGGCAUCAUCUACUCCCACUACAACGGCACUGUCAUCUUGGAUAGCGCCAGGUGCUCGCUGCGAUGGACACUAAUCGAACACGCCUUCGAGAUCUCGACCUUCCUGUUCUUCGUGCUACCCAUGACGAUCAUCACCGUGCUGUACGUGCUGAUCGCCAUCAAGCUGCGACACUCGAGCCUGCUGACCACCGUCAGCAGUAAGAGGCAUCACACUCCCGACGUGUUGAAUCACGUAGACAGCAACAGGGGGAAAACGAAUGCUCAGAGAAACGUUAUUCGCAUGCUCGUUGCAGUAGUGGUAGCCUUUUUCAUUUGUUGGGCGCCGUUUCACGCUCAGAGAUUGCUGGCUGUAUACGCUCAGAGCAGUUCCGAGCCGCAAGAUACCAUGGUCUUAGUCUACACCACACUCACGUACGUGUCGGGAGUAUUCUACUAUUUAUCCACCACGGUGAAUCCGCUUCUCUACAAUAUCAUGUCUAACAAGUUCAGAGAAGCUUUCAAGUCGAUGUUGCCUAAAUAUUGUAUCAGGAAGUUCUCAUCUCACAAGGGCAACCGUCGACAACCGACUUACAGUAGCCUGUCGCGGUAUCACAGAUCGAUGAGACAUCGAUUUGAUGACGCCCAGCACUCACCCUCGAUAUCCGUUAGCGAUGAACAUCAACGAUUAUCGCAUAUCGCAUUGGCAAACGCAAAUUCCUGUGAGCUGAAUGGAUUGGCGAAAUUUCAGAACGAGAGAGAGGGGCGACCUACGACCAGAGAAACCGUAGAUUGUCGAGAUACCAGAAGAAUAUCUAGAGAUUCUGACUGCAGCCAACUUACCACGAUGACAUCGUUAAGCAAACAAGGUUUAAACAACGAAGGCAACAACAACGCAAAUGAAUGUCUACUGAGAAUUCACAGGUCACCGAAGGCUGUCACUUUAGCAGGAAUCUUCACGGAGAGACUGGGCCUCGGUACGAAAGGAUUCUUCACACAACAUCGGAAGAUUUCAUCGAACAAUAUGACGAAAAUGACGAAGCCAAAACCGGAAAACGUAAUUGCGAUGCCACCACCUCUUGAGAGUCAUCCGAGCAUCGAGAGCGCCAAUACGAUUAGCAACUCUAGCCUUCAGGACCUCGACGAGACCGAAUUCACGGGAUCGGAAUUGGCGCGUUACAUGGGCGAGUUAAACUUCGAACUUGUCACCUGACAACCGUUCAGCGCGGAAGAACGUCGCCUCUCGAAUUAAGACGCCGAGCAUAAAUCAAGACUCUUUGAUUGCGCGAAAACCACAGAUGUGUGCAAACUUCUAAUCCAAAAGCUUUUUCAAAAGUUAAAAUCGAGUCAAAUUAAUCUUGAUGCAACAUGACUUGGUUGCACCGUCGAAGUGAAUUGGCGUAGAACAUAUAUCAAAGGUGACGAUCAAAGUUUCGUAAAAAAUUGCCGCAAGAAAAGAAGAGAACUGAUCUGAUUAUUUCGAUCGUACGAAAAAAAGUAAAAUAGAUGGGAAUGAAUAAAGUAAUAAUGUAAAUAAAUGUAAAUAAAUGGUGUUAAAAUCAUCCGCUUAUGGUUUGUGAAUUGAGAGAAUCACGCUUACGCGUGUUGCUUCGUGUCAAGGUAAAAAGUUAAUUAUAAGUCGGAAAUUACAACACAUGUAUGUAAGGCACGUGUGGCUGUUUGAUAUCUAAAUUAUGUAUGCAAACAUUAUGUUUCCCUGUCCAUAGAAUGGCUGUUAACAACGCUAGUCUUCUCCGAGGAAAGAACUUACAAAUGCAGUUUUAGCGUUCUUAUGAAUGUAUGAUGAACAUGAUAAUGAUAAUUAUUAUACUAUUCUUGCUGAUAAGAUAACAAUAUGUGUAAUUAAGGGAGGCGUUCUAUUAAGAUCGGUAUAAAGAGGCGCGGUCGCGAUUCACGCUUGUCUUUUUUUUUUCUUUUUUCUUAUCUCUGAAUCUCUGAAUGAAUGAAGCGAGAGAGACCGAACCUCUUUUAUAUUAAUGUACAACAAGCUUCUUGUUUUUUGUCCUGGAUAUUUACAUAUUUUGUGAUAAAAGCAGAUUGCACGAUAGUUGUAACGUUAAUCGCGAUCAAAGACUUGUAUAGAACGUAAGUUAUCUGCGUAACUUAUUUAUUUUUGUUAUCUCGAUGCAAUGUUGGGAAAAUGCCAGCUUGCGAAUUAUUUCGACCGUCAUUAAUAAAAAGUGUAUGACUGCAAAACUGUAAUUUUUGGAAGAGCAAUAUAUGCAAUUUUUGUUUUCAGAAACCUGCUUGUUUAUCACAAUUCCAAUAAAAAAUACUAAACAAUGUUUAGUACAAAAUUGUGGAUUAGAAUUGCGCAGUAUUGUAUGUAGAUAUACAAGUAGUAAAAUUGUGUGUGUAUGUACGUGCGUGCGUGCGUGCGUGCGUGCGUG
Molecule: messenger RNA, 7693 nt
Organism: Solenopsis invicta (red fire ant)
Lineage: Eukaryota; Metazoa; Arthropoda; Insecta; Hymenoptera; Formicidae
Product: neuromedin-U receptor 2-like
Exons: 8
Coding region: 4675-6495 (606 amino acids)
Biological process (GO): neuropeptide signaling pathway
Cellular component (GO): plasma membrane
Molecular function (GO): neuromedin U receptor activity
Source: RefSeq, a predicted model, not a curated record